This is a messenger RNA of Colias croceus (clouded yellow), 1371 nucleotides long. Its product is annotated as probable mitochondrial-processing peptidase subunit alpha-2, chloroplastic/mitochondrial. Gene Ontology annotation, cellular component: mitochondrion. Gene Ontology annotation, molecular function: metal ion binding. Bases 1 to 1371 code for a protein of 456 amino acids. The record is from RefSeq and is a predicted model, not a curated record. The transcript is spliced from 8 exons. Lineage: Eukaryota; Metazoa; Arthropoda; Insecta; Lepidoptera; Pieridae.
AUGUCGUUUCUCUACCGGAGUGUUAGAAGGUUUUCCCAAAGCAACUCAGUGUGGACACUGUGCUGGCCGAGCUCCCAGUAUGGCCCGCUGCGGGUCCAGAGGUCAGAAAUGAUGAACGGCAUCAAGAUUGCCGCUGCGAAGGCCAUGGGGAAUCAGAUGGCGGCUUGCACUAUUAUGUUUCAGGCGGGAUCCCGCUUCGAGACGAAAGACGACUUUGGCGUAACCCAUUUCCUAAGAGCGACGUCACCAGCUUCCGGGUGUGGGUAUACCGCUUUCUCGAAGAUGAGAGUGUUACAGCAAUCUGGAGCACAUCUUACAGUUACCUCUAAUAGGCAAUACGUUGCCUACACGUUGGCCUGUCCCCUCCCUGUGUUUACUGAUGUUAAAUACUAUUUACUGGACACGGCUGCCAGGAUGAGUUACAACCAUUGGGAAAUCGAUGACUGCAUGCCGCAAGUCAGGGAUGACUUAUUUAGAUUAACACCAGAACAACUCUGUAUUGACCUCGUUCAGAAAGCCUGCUGGGCGGGACCCUUAGCCAAUUCUAUUUAUUGUGAGGAGAGCAGGGUCGCAAGCAUGUCACACGAGAGAAUGUGUGCGUUUGUUUAUGAAAACUUCAAGUCUUCUCAAUGUACAGUGGCGAGUGUCGGAGUGCCUUUUGAAGAGACUUUGGAAAUAGCUGAUAAUAUUGAAACUUCAAGGAUUAGGCCACCAGAACGCCCACAGAUGACUUCGAGGCCGAAAGCUGGGUUUGAGUACUGUGACCUAGGUGCUGGUAAAGAUACUUGUAUCGCAGCAGUCGUGCCUGGCUGUGGAACUUAUGAUGUGACGGACCUUUUCAAGCAUGCAAUAAUAGCAGCCGCGUGUGGUACCGGUAACAUGAGUUCUGGCCAGCACGACCUGGACCGCACCCCACAGGGCCCGCUUGGUCUCAUGGCAGGGGACGACAUCUAUACCAACUACAGAGCGUUUAAUAUAUCGUAUAUGGAGACGGGGGUUUUUGGUAUAUUAUGCAACACUCGUGCACAGUCAGCCUGCCAGAGCGCUAGCGCACUCGUCGAGUUUCUCACAAACGUCGGUGCUUUGGACUUUAAACAAAUUCAAAUAGGGAAGAAGAGACUAAAAGUAAAUCUAGCUCUCCACGAAGAAGACGCAGCAACAUCGUCUGAAGGCCUGGCGCUGCAGCUCGCCAGUAACAUUCAGCUGGACAGCGUGGUCGACUGCUUCGCUAUGAUAGACGCGAUCACUGUGGAUGAGAUAGCGUGCACUGCUAAAUGUUUGUCGACUAAAAUUAAUCAGAUGGCAAUGGCUGUAGUAGGUGAUGUUGGUGCUGUUCCUCAUGAUAGAGAGUUGUUAAAAAUUAAUAAUUAA